Messenger RNA from Sparassis crispa, 261 nucleotides. RefSeq lists its product as hypothetical. Bases 1 to 261 code for a protein of 86 amino acids. The transcript is spliced from 2 exons. The record is from RefSeq and is a predicted model, not a curated record. Lineage: Eukaryota; Fungi; Basidiomycota; Agaricomycetes; Polyporales; Sparassidaceae.
AUGGCACGCAACUGGAUAUUCAAGAAAGGUUGGGCAUUGACAAGCAAGAAAUUCUGGGCACUUGACAUCAAGUUAUUGAUCCCAACAAGGAGUGCAUUUUCUACUCACCUCUCCCAGUUCAGCUUCAACUUUUACUCGAUGUUCGUGCCAGACCUUAUGCAUGAAUUUGAGCUCGGUGUAUGGAAGGCAAUCUUCAUUCAUUUGCUGCGUAUUCUAUAUGCUGCCAGUGGUGAUAAGAUCCAGGAGUUUAAUAAAAGGUGA